This is a messenger RNA of Acaulospora colombiana, 2034 nucleotides long. Lineage: Eukaryota; Fungi; Glomeromycota; Glomeromycetes; Diversisporales; Acaulosporaceae. The record is from the annotation of a GenBank genome assembly.
AUGAACGUCGAAGGGGCGACGAUUAGCGAUGAAUUGCCCUACCAAGAAACUCGUGAUAUCGUUUUGCCAAACCAGACCGAGAAUUUUUAUGCGCAACAGAUCGGUGGUUCCCUGGCCAAGGUCGUUUAUUUUUCGAGGAAGCCAGAUUCAUCAAAGGGAGGUCGCUUGAACUUCACAAAAUUUGAAACAGAAAGGAUAGAUGAAUGUAUAGAUUUCAUAGAAAAUCUCGUGUCAAGUAGACACUCGCAAGUUCCUAAAUUGCGGGAAAAAAUUGUCGUAAAGGCCACUGGUGGUGGGGCCCACAAAUAUUUUGAUAAGUUUACCGAGAAAUUGAAAAAUGUGACGAUAGAGAAGGAAGACGAGAUGGAAUGUCUGAUAACCGGCUUAAACUUUUUAAUUGCGGAAAUUCCUUAUGAAGUUUUCACUUAUAGUGAAAAUGAUCCUAUGUGUUUCGAAGAUACUCUGUCAUCAAAUAUGUUUCCGUGUAUAUUGGUUAACAUCGGCUCCGGCGUCAGCAUAUUGAAAGUGACUAGCCCAGACAAAUUUGAACGUAUUUCUGGUACUUCGGAGGAGACAGGCAUUUUCCACUUUAUCGAUCAACGAGUCACUCAAUUUGAUGUCUGCGUUUCAGAAAUGUUGGAGAUGAGCCAACGCGGCGACAAUACGAACGUGGACAUGUUGGUUGGUGACAUCUACGGAUCCGAUUACAACAAGAUCGGAUUAAAGUCUACCACAAUUGCUUCUUCUAUGGGAAAGGUUUUUAAAAAGAAUGAGAGACAGGAUGGUGCAAUCAAAGCUCUCUUUCUUCGUCACGAAGGAUAUCUUGGUGCUGUUGGCGCUUUCCUUAAGCACAGGACCCGACAUCGUGCGUGCUCUUUCUCCGAGAUUCUCACCUUUCCUCAAAUGAUUACAGAGGGUUCUGUCAAUGCAUAUGGGAUUUUAGAAAGUACACCGACAAAGUUAGUAGUAUUCCCAAAGCUACAUGACCUGACCAAUUACAAUCCAGACACUGCAAUGUUGACAGAUUCGGUCUCUCAACAUUAUUGGAUUGAUGUAUUGGAGGAUAACCUUCAGAGUCUUGUUGAACUUGCCAUAAAGUGGAAUUCCAACGGUGACGAUCAGAAACAGGAUGUUCAAACCCGCGCCUCAACCUUUGAUACUUUAUUCCGAAGUCAUCUUACGCGGUUGCGGGAUCAUCCAACAAUGUAUGGUGCGCUGACCAUUCGGAACUUGUUAAACCUUAGAGAACAAUGUUUGCACGAAAUAGGAUUUCCCGAUAUCUUUGCCAAGGUCAAGGCGGGAGAAAAUAAAACUGCUUUGCGGGAUUUAAAGGAUUUGUUGGAAAAAGUGGAUUCCGUUCAGGAUGUGGAAGGCAAGAUUGAAUUCUUAAUAGACAACAUGUUGGCAGGUAACAUGUUUGAUUGGGGAUCGAGUCAAACAUUGGAAAUGCUCAGGAAAGGUGAACUCACCUUCGAAGCGGCCAGGAAGAAAAUAAGAAAACCGGAGCAUUUGAACAAAUUACGACUAUUCACCGAACGUAUAACAAGUAGGGCAAAGCCAAAGCUUAAAAAAGCUGUUAUAUUUGUCGAUAAUUCUGGAGCGGAUAUCGUGUUGGGUGUAAUCCCUUUUGCCAGAUUUUUAAUUUCCAUGGACAUGGAUGUCAUCCUUGCUGCCAACAGCUUCCCCGCUGUAAAUGAUGUCACAUUUGACGAAUUGUUGGAAAUCAUGACAGAGGUUUCCGAGAUGGAUACGUUGUUGGGAAUCGCAUGGACAAACAAGAAACUUUCAGUCAUGGCGACUGGGAGCUCGAGUCCCUGUUUGGAUCUGAGAAGGAUAAACGAUGAUCUUGCCGAGGCAUGCAAAGACGUUGAUUUCGUUUUGCUAGAGGGUAUGGGCAGAGCAAUCCAUACAAACUAUAAUGCAAGGUUUUCGUGCGAUUCCCUCAAAAUUGCGGUAUUCAAAAGUACCGCCACCGCUUUGGAGUUUGGUGUUCGUCUACAUGACGCAAUGAUACUAUACGAGGAGGGGAGUUGA